AUGGCGCAAGUCAUAGGCCCCGCGGUGACAAAAAGGCUCAGCUUUGGGCAUGCCUCGCACCAAGCUUCCCUUUCACCAGAUGGGCCCGACGGGAUAGCAGAGGCGGCCCUGACGUCACUGCUCGCAACGACGGCACAGAGGUUUGACGAGGUAGAGGCCGCCGCCCGGGCCAGGACGGAUGAGGUGGGCGAGGCAGAUCUUCGUCGCCUUAAGCGCCAGUUCGGCAGCCUCAAGAACAGCUUCCUGCACUUCGAGGUCAAGGAGUCCUUCAUCACAUCCCUGAUCGAGGGUCUCCCCACCGGGACUGAGGCCGACCAGCUCGCCGACUUCGAGGCCGAGGUGGAGGCCACUGUGGCCCGCCUGCAGGCGGUCAAGGCGGGGAACAAGGCACUGACCGCGGAGAUCGAGGGGCUGAUCGAGGAGGCGGGUGCCGAGCUGGAGCGCCUGUCGCGCGAGCUGGCCGUCGCCUCCGAGGAGGCGCGGCGGCUGGAGGCGGAUCUGGCCUCCGCGGCCUCCGCGUCGGAGGACGCGCUGGCGGCCACGCAGGCGGCCCGCGACGAGGCCUCCGGCCUGAGCGCGCGUGCCGGCGACCUGGCGGCGCGCCGAACGCGCCGGGGUCAAGAGCGCGCCGGCCCCGACCACUGCGCCGACCUGGUCCGCUGGGCUGCCGCCGCAACCGAGCUGUGCUGUGCCCUGUCUGGCGUCAGCGUGUUAGGCUUCCGGGAGGGCAGCAUCCGCCUACGACUGGUCACCGCAUACCCGACCGUCGCCGUCGGCCUCAAGCACGACCUCGGCGCCCUGCCCUGCCGCACCGCGACCCACGAGGCGGAGCUCCGUCUGGACGGCGCGAUGCGCGUGACACAGGCGACGCUGGAGCCGCCCGGCGUGCCCCUGCCCAAGACACUGGCCGGCAUGCCUCUCCCUGCAGCGGUCCAGGAGAUCAUGCGGACCGUGGCUGGGCAUGGCCACAGACGCCACUUGCUCAGCAGCUGCCCGGCAGCCUCCUCGACGGACACCGCUCUCGUCGACGCGAGCCUCAGCCUGGCAGGGGGAGGGAACGUGGCGCUGUCCCUGCGCGACACAUGGCCAGGGUCUGCCGUGGACGAGGUCUGCGUGACUGGCUUGGCGGGGACGCGUCGCUUCAUGGGCGUCGACCUCGCCCAGAUCGCGGGCCAGCUGUCCGAGGGGCGCUAG
Molecule: messenger RNA, 1194 nt
Organism: Auxenochlorella protothecoides
Lineage: Eukaryota; Viridiplantae; Chlorophyta; Trebouxiophyceae; Chlorellales; Chlorellaceae
Exons: 7
Coding region: 1-1194 (397 amino acids)
Source: RefSeq, a predicted model, not a curated record